AUGGUCCAGCUGCGCCGAGUAUGGGUCGGGGGAACACUGCUGACGCUUGCAAAGAUAUUUCACUCGGCAAGCCGUCUCUGUCAACCGGUGACACGGUUCGCAUGUGUUGGUAGCCAACAACAGCCCUUCGUCUACAAUUUCGCUUCGCGAACCGCAGGAGAUCUUGCCAAUCACCUCGUCAUGGCGAGGUCGCGGCCCGCAGAUCGACAAGCUCGGUCAAAGGAACGCCAGCCAAUCAUGCCCAAGAACGGCAAUGUAGCGACGACGGACGAGUUUGGGGAAGAUCCUUGGGUUGUUGGUUCAUCUCGCAGCAACGAUUGUCGAGAAUCGCCGGUCAAUACUACUCUCCCAGCAAGCGACGCUCUGCCAGCACCAAAAGGAGCUGAUGAGCAAGAACACGAUGACGUUGCACUGCCCACGCCCAUUGCGCAAGGCAUGUGGAAGGUGACGGCCCCCGAUGGCCGCGAAGUGCUCAGCUACCAGCCGAUUCGGGGCUUCGAACACCUGUUGCAUGGCAUGGUCCCGUCCGUCCCGUCCCAGAGAGCACCCAGCUACUAUAGUCCAGGGGCCGCUCACCAACCGUCCCAACAGCUCGUCCCCACCCAAGAACCGGGUCUUCCGGGUCCUUAUGGUACACACCCAUUUCAUCAUGCAUUCCUGCACUGUCACUCGCUAAUCUCCCCAGUCACGUGCCCACCAGUGCAAUACCCAGCUCCAGUCCAAGCAAAGCGGAAGACGUUGAAGCGAAGUCGGUCUGUCACCCGUCCAUCGACACAGCACCAACGGCAAGUUUACCAUGACAAUGAAGAAGAAUUCGACGACGACAAUGAAGCCAGGACCUCCAACGAGGCUGCGUACACCUUCUACGUCGGUGAUAUUGACCAGUUGAGCAAGUUCUAUCGUCGCAGAUUGGAAGAGCUGACCAUGAAGCCCCUGCGUCCCAUUGUCACUGCCUGGAUCAAGCAGCUAGAACCUCGCCGUCUAGGUAGCUAUGGCCCCUAUCACAAGAAAAUGCCCUCUCAGAGGCCGCCUGAAUGCACCCCAGAUUGGUGGCCACGCGACGUUCGUUAUGAAGAGCCUUCGCAUCUCGAUAAGACAGGUCUUUUGAAAGUAGCGGUGACCAUGAUGCUUCAGCACCGCGCCAUUGAUGAGCCGAAGCGAAAAGGUUCCUGGGUGGCUAAGCUGCAGCAGGCAGCGCAGUAUGCCAUUGAGACUACACCCCCAGAGCAGUUUUCCUCGUCCAAAGGGUCAGGCUUUAGUGAACGCAUGCGUGAUCGGGCAUUAAACGAGAUCAUGCCCAGUUUGUUUAGCAUUGCGCAAAUCCAUGAAGAUCAUCUCGCUCAGUACAACCUGUACGAAGGCAGGGGAAAUGUGGAUACCCGCCGGGGUACAAUGUGCACAUGGCAACCCGUGUCGAGGCCGCCCCGACAGUCUACCUUUAACCGAAAGCGUGCCAAGGUACCAUCGCGAGCCCCACGGAUAAGAGAGGUGUCUGAGGAUACUGUCUCAGGAGAUGAUACUGAGGUCGACGAUACCAUCAGCAAUACCUUCUUACGCCGUGAGCGUGCACAAUAUCGCAGACAACAGCGCACGCCAAAAGCGACCCGGUCUUUGCAGGCGUCACCAAUAGACGCACCCGCUCUGACUAGUGCCAAUUGUGCUUCAACACCUUCCCGCGGCUCGACUAUGAUGGCGACUCCGAAUGGCUCCUUUGAGCGCACAAUGACCGGUCUCUGUCUUGAAGGCGACGUCAACAUGGACGUCAAAUAUGUCGAUGCCACUCACUUCAGCAAUCCAGACAUGAUGUGCAACAUGUUUGCCCUGAGCCAACCCGUGCAGUACUCUGUAUCGCAGCCAAGCUUUGACAGCCAUAGCUUCCAUGGCCAGGAGAAUGUAGCGCCUUUUCCCGGCCCGGCUCAUCCAGCUUUCGAUUCUGGGUCGGUUUACGACACAGCCUUUACGGCGUUCAACACGCCCUAUCCGCAAGAGGUGCGCAAUGCCGUCUUCAAUGCACCCUUGCCUGGUGCUCAUCAUCAUGGGUUCCCCUACGGUUAUGAUGGAGGGUUCCCGGCCGUAUCUGGAGCUCAUCCGGUUGACACGUCCUUCCAUGGUCCGCCAGCUGAUCUCGAGAUGAACAGCCAGUUUUCGCAUCAUCACUGA
Messenger RNA from Plenodomus lingam JN3, 2160 nucleotides. NCBI's taxonomy places the organism in Eukaryota, Fungi, Ascomycota, Dothideomycetes, Pleosporales, Leptosphaeriaceae. The record is from RefSeq and is a predicted model, not a curated record.